Molecule: messenger RNA, 4129 nt
Organism: Apis laboriosa (Himalayan honeybee)
Lineage: Eukaryota; Metazoa; Arthropoda; Insecta; Hymenoptera; Apidae
Gene: Su(H)
Product: suppressor of hairless protein
Exons: 3
Coding region: 641-2161 (506 amino acids)
Biological process (GO): regulation of transcription by RNA polymerase II
Cellular component (GO): nucleus
Molecular function (GO): RNA polymerase II cis-regulatory region sequence-specific DNA binding; DNA-binding transcription activator activity, RNA polymerase II-specific
Source: RefSeq, a predicted model, not a curated record
UUAAUUUGUCUAUCCACGCAUACUCGUCCUAUAUUACGCAGUAUCAGGCUGAUGGCCAUUCGUGUGACUCGAAUACAACUAUCUAACGCGAUAUGUGAAAUAUAUAGUUGUGUGUGGCUUGUCUAGCUAUGCGCAUAUACACACUCAUAAACAUGAUGUAUAUGUAUAUCGUAUCGUCAUCAUGAGAGAAGUGAAGUGAGGUAGAGGCCACCCACUCUUUCCCACAGCAGGUUUUUCCCACGCCCCCCAGGGUAACCCCAACAUCCUUUUGCGGCAGCAAUUCCACGGCACGUACGGAGUAGAGGGGUGUAGCUCACGUCAGGUGGGGAACAAGAAGGGAAACUGGAGGCGCUUGGGUCGACCAGGCCAUUGUACAACAGUAAAACAAUAGAAUCAACAGGAGAAUAGGUGACGAGGACGCAAAAGGAUUUGCGAAUGGUGAAGAAUCGAGGAAUAAUGUGAUACUUGUGAAUAACUAAUAAUAAUUUAAAAAAAUGCAUUGGGAUUUAUGUUUCGAAUCGAGUUGAAAAAUAAGGUAAAGGGGCAAAGAUAAUUAUGACAUGCAUAGAUGACAAGGAUAAUCUUCAAGCAACCUAACAACUCUAUUGUAUAGUCGAGAGAAUCGAAGUGAAGGUUAAAUAUGCCACACCAGUUUGGUUUGCCCACGAUGGCACAUGGAAUGCAGUCUCCUCCUUCGCCGACUUCGGUUAUGUCAGUUUACCCUCGAUUCGGAUCCGGUGUUUAUAGACCGGAUCACCAAGAUCAAAGGUUGACACGCGAAGCAAUGGAACGGUAUUUGCGCGAUAGAAGCGACAUGGUUAUUGUAAUCCUUCAUGCGAAAGUUGCGCAAAAAUCGUAUGGUAACGAAAAACGAUUCUUCUGUCCUCCACCAUGUAUCUAUUUGUUUGGAGAUGGAUGGAGAAUGCGUCAGGAACAGAUGCUUCGAGAAGGAGAGAGCGAGCAGUCCGCUCAACUGUGCGCGUUUAUCGGAAUCGGUAAUUCCGAUCAAGAUAUGCAACAGCUCGAUUUGAACAAUGGUAAACAGUAUUGCGCGGCAAAGACACUUUAUAUUUCGGACUCGGAUAAGAGAAAGCAUUUUAUGCUUUCGGUGAAAAUGUUUUAUGGUAGCGGACAUGAUAUCGGUGUGUUUCAUAGUAAAAGAAUCAAAGUGAUCUCGAAACCGUCGAAGAAAAAACAAUCUUUAAAAAACGCUGAUCUGUGUAUAGCGAGCGGAACAAAGGUUGCCCUAUUCAAUCGGUUACGAUCUCAAACAGUUAGUACGCGUUAUCUUCACGUAGAGAACGGAAAUUUUCAUGCAAGUUCUACGCAGUGGGGUGCAUUUACUAUACACCUAUUGGACGAUAACGAGAGUGAGUCGGAAGAGUUUCAAGUACGAGAUGGUUACGUACAUUACGGUAGUACAGUGAAAUUGGUAUGUUCUGUAACGGGAAUGGCGCUUCCACGUCUAGUAAUUCGAAAAGUGGACAAACAAAUGGCUAGUCUAGAGGCUGAUGAUCCCGUUUCGCAGUUGCAUAAAUGCGCCUUCUAUAUGAAAGACACGGAUCACAUGUAUCUCUGUUUGUCUCAAGAACGUAUUAUCCAAUUUCAGGCUACUCCUUGUCCAAAAGAAGCAAACAAAGAGAUGAUAAACGAUGGUGCCUGUUGGACAAUAAUUAGCACUGACAAGGCAGAAUAUCAAUUUUUUGAGGGUAUGGGUCCGGUUAGAUCACCAGUGACGCCAGUACCAUUGGUCCACAGUUUACACUUGAACGGUGGCGGGGACGUUGCAAUGCUUGAAUUGACUGGAGAUAAUUUUACGCCUAAUCUUCAGGUGUGGUUUGGGGAUGUGGAAGCAGAAACUAUGUACAGAUGUCAAGAAAGCAUGCUUUGCGUAGUACCAGACAUAUCACAAUUUAGGGGCGAAUGGCUUUGGGUACGACAACCAACUCAGGUACCUGUCUCGUUAGUUCGCAACGAUGGUAUCAUCUAUGCAACUGGUCUGACGUUCACCUAUACUCCAGAACCUGGUCCUCGACCUCACUGCCCGCCCGCAGAUGAAAUUAUGAGAGCGCCGCGUGCCAUGCACAAUCAAGCGAGCAUGCCACCUGCAAUCGCGGAUGUACCUUGGAACACUCAUCAACCUCCUCAAUCGGGUCUCUGAUGUUUUCUUGACAAUUACAGUGCGCAUCACCAAAGUUUACGAGUUAGUGAAACGAACACUGUUUCGAACGUUUCUGUUCAUUUUUCGAACGAUAUUCCUAUUGUUUCUAUCGAUACCGAGUCGAUCAGCAAUAAUGCUAACUCAACCAUCACUUAUACAACGAAAGACCUGUUGCAUCGAGUCAAUAACACGACGAGUUUGAAUGAUACGAAAAGCAGCACAUAGCAACCGCUUCGUUGCAUUGCGUUGCGAUCCAUUGCGUUAUAUUAUGUUGCCUUUUGUGGGUACUACAUAUGUACAGUGCUGAGCCGAGAAUCGUUUCCCUAUGUUUAUAAAUAUGUAGGUUCCUAGCUUUAAGUGUUAAUACAGAAUUACACAGGGAUUAAAAUUUAUAGCGAUUUUAGGAUUAAGAGCUUUCUACGAAUGUGAAUAUUUAGCUAAUUAGUGAGUAAAAAGUUAUGAAAGGAAUGGGAGGGGAAGGGAGAGCGCGCAAAUUUAAAAAAAAUUUGUUCGUCUAUGAAAUGAUAAAACGAAUUGAUAUCCUUUCGUAAUAUCAAUUCAAUUAUCAGAAUACGGCAAUUGCCAGACUGCAAUUACAUAUCGAUCGCUGAAAAUGAGUAUACAUUUUUCGUCGAUUAUUGCUAAUUUUUUACUUGAAAGAUCUUUUUAUCGAAGAGAUCUUGUUUGGCUUAAAAUUGACCGUUGACAUCAGAAAUAUCGUGAAUAAAAACGAUAUGUGACAUACAAUGUAUAUUAUAUUCGUAUAUAUAAUUUUUAGCGUGAUCUUGCUGAUAUUUUUACAUAUAUCAAAUUUAAAAAUAAUCGAUUUUUUUAAAAAAACAUUCGUUUUUAUUGAAAAAAAUAGAUAACUUGCUAUCGCGGAUUAAAAUUAAAUUAUUAAUUAUUAAUUUAUUUUUUAUAAGUCAACCGACAAAUGAUUACUAUUACUUUUGUAAAGUAUUUUAUUCAUGUAUAGAAAUCAUUCUAGUUUUACAGAAAAAAUGAAUCCAUUUUAUAAUUUAAAAUUAUAAUAUGUUAUAUCGGUUGACUUUGUGCGCUAUUCAAUUGAAUUAUUCAAUUAUUAAUUUUUUCGUACCGAUUAUUUAUUAUAAUAAUUGUAUUAUUUCGUCGAUGAAACUUUUGAUUGCUUAUUAAUGUAAACAAAUAUUAUGCACGCUUUUUAUUAAUCUCACUGAUUAUCAAUACCUUAAUUUUUCAAUUGUGAUAAAAAUUUUUGGUAUCAAUCUGCAGAGACGACAAUAUGCUUGUUCACUUGAAAAUAUGUAUUGGUGCAUUUUAAAUGGAUGAAACAAAAGAAAAGUUUAAGUAGUAUAUAUACGUUUUUAUGUCUCUCUAUGUUUUGCAAUAAAUUGAAAAGAUUUAUAUAAUAAAAUCUUUACUCUAUUACCUAUACAUUAUUUCCAAAUCCCAAGAUUCAAUAGUAGAGACAACCAGAACUAUUAAUGUAUCGAGUUGGAUCAAAGAAAUAAUACUGUUUUUAACUGAAUUUGUUGGAAAUAUGAAGAAAGUGAGACAUUGUUAUAUACAAAAUACGGUAAUACAUUUCGAUCAAAAUAAUGGAAUUUUAUUAAAAUGGAAACUAGAAAUUAUCUAUCAGAAACAAUUCAUUUCUUGAUUUUUCAAUUUGGUAUGAGUUCUUUUCCAGAUACCAUCGAAUAUAAUUAUUUGCAGCAGGAAGUGAGAUAAGAUCGCUUUGGGAAUUGUCUUCCUGAAGAGAUCCAUUGUAAAAGAGGAAUGUCGGUAUAUGUAUACUAUGGGAAUUUACCCACGAUUAAAAUUUGCACCAAGUACCUGAAGAACAUGAUUAUCUUUAUUCACAGUAAUAAAUUUUUUAAGUUAAUAAUUACAUCCUUACAUGUAUCAGUGGACGGAUAAUUAUUGAGUAAUCAUUACGUUUCAUUAGAAAAUUAUUUUAAGUACACAUUCGAACGUAAAUUCUACAUUUUU